GUCUGCUGAAUUGUUUUUACAGUUUUUCUCGAUUGCUUAAACACUAUAACCAGGCCUCUAAACUAAAAUUUCAAAACCAUAAACGCUAUUGGUCAAAAAGCUCACCCAUUUCCCUGAACUAUAAACACUAUUCCCUGCUUUGACACAUGACUCAAAUUUGGUGAACUGGUACUGCAAAACUCUACACACAAAUCCCUACAUUUUACAGUGCUUACACCAUGUAGUCAUGUAGAAAGCACUAGCAUGCAAUAAUGUUAACUUAAGUCAGCAUAGCUUGAGCCCAAUUAGCACACAAUUAACCAGGUGGAAACACUAGGAGUCAAAAUUUAGCACACACCAAUCAGAACCUGCGAUGGAUAGAUAAAAGGGCCAAAGUCAGCUCAUUCAGGUUUGAAACAAUGGAUCCAAAGAGAUGCAAAGGAAGAGGACGUGGUGGAGAAAGAGGACGUGGUGAAAGAGGAGGACGUGGUGGAGAAAGAGGACGUGGUGAAGGAGGAGGACGUGGUGGAGAAAGAGGACAUGGUGAAAGAGGAGGACGUGGUGGAAGAGGAGGAGGAGGUGGUGAAGGAGGUGGAGGUGGAGAACGACGGCGACAAGGAAGGGGAAGAGCAAGGGCACGAAGACAGUCAGUCUCGGAUGAAAUUCGAGCCACUUUAGUUGACCAUGUCCUUGUCCAUGGGAUGACUAUGAGGGAGGCUGGGCAACGAGUACAACCAAAUUUGAGUCGCUUCACUGUUGCCUCCAUCAUCAGAACCUUCAGUGAGGAAAACAGGACACAGAGACGACCACCUGGUGGAGGCAGGUUAAGGCUUUUGUCGGAGGAGCAAGAGAGGAACUUGUAA
Molecule: messenger RNA, 842 nt
Organism: Oreochromis aureus
Lineage: Eukaryota; Metazoa; Chordata; Actinopteri; Cichliformes; Cichlidae
Product: rRNA 2'-O-methyltransferase fibrillarin-like
Exons: 2
Coding region: 399-842 (147 amino acids)
Source: RefSeq, a predicted model, not a curated record